Messenger RNA from Vicia villosa (hairy vetch), 1041 nucleotides. RefSeq lists its product as uncharacterized. The transcript is spliced from 2 exons. NCBI's taxonomy places the organism in Eukaryota, Viridiplantae, Streptophyta, Magnoliopsida, Fabales, Fabaceae. Bases 1 to 1041 code for a protein of 346 amino acids. The record is from RefSeq and is a predicted model, not a curated record. Gene Ontology annotation, molecular function: nucleic acid binding; zinc ion binding.
AUGGAAGCUGCAGGUACUGCUAUUACUUGGGCAGUGUUUCGGGCUGAGUUUCUAGAAAAGUACUUUCCAGAAGAUGCUCGUAGCAAGAGGGAGAUUGAGUUCCUAGAAUUGAAGCAGGGGAAUAUGAUUGUCGAUGAGUAUGCUGCUCGAUUCGAGGAAUUGGUGAAGUAUUGUUCUCAUCACGAUACCAAUGAGGCUAUGAAUUCCAAGUGCAUCAAGUCUGAGAACGGGUUGCGUCACGAGAUCAAACAGGGUAUUGCUUGUCAGAAGAUAAGGAACUAUCUAGAACUGGUGAGCAGAAGCCGAAUUUAUGACAAUGACAACAGAGCCAGGAUUGCACAUUACAAAGCUGUGAAUGAUCGGAAGGGCAAUCAGAAUCGGGGGAAACCGUAUAGUGCUUAUGCAGACAAGGGAAAGCAUAAGGCUGCUUUUGGAAAGAAGCCAAGUGGGGGAGGAUUUGCUUCCAAUCCCAUUAUUUGCUUCAAGUGUGGUACUGAGGGACACCGUUCUAAUGAGUGUCAGAAGGAUGUUAAGAAGUGCUUCAAGUGUGGGAAAGCAGGUCAUAUGGUGGCAGAUUGUAGAACUAAGGUGCCUACAUGCUACAACUGUGGUGAGGAAGGUCAUAUCAGCACUCAUUGUCAGAAGCCAAAGAAGACUCAAGGUAAUGGCAAGGUGUUUGCAUUGAUAUUAGGACUUGUGCCGUCUACUUUAGAUCGGAAGAUGACUAUUGAAACUCCAUCUAUUGGUUAUGUGGUUACUUCUUUAGCAUGCUUGAAUUGUCCAUUGACUAUCUUUGAUAGGGAUUUUGGAGUGGACUUGAUUUGUUUGCCACUCAAUAAUCUAGACGUUAUUUUGGGAAUGAACUGGUUAGAGUUCAAUCAUGUGUAUAUUGACUGCUUUAGGAAGAGGUUGUUGUUCCUUACUCCUGAAGAGGAAGCGUUGGCGGAUUCGUUAUCUACCAAGGAGAUGAGGAUAUUGUUGGAGGAUGAAGCUAAGAUGUUUGUUGUGUUUGCUUCACUAUCUGUUGAGGGCAAAACAUAA